AUGACAAAAAUGUUUGAAGUGACGGAUUUUUUCGAUUAUUGUAUAAAUGAAAAAUGUCUAGAAAAUAAUAAUUAUGAAUCAACCAUUAAACUCCUAUAUGAGUAUGGUUAUCGAACCAUAGCUAUAAAUCAGACAAUUGAUGGCAAUGACUUGGACCAAAAGAAGAAAAAAAAGAAAGGUGAACCACGAGAACCACAACUAGAUCCAGUUCCAGAACCUUAUGUGCCCUCUAUAAUCCCGGGAUGUGAAAAUUUAAAAAUUUUUAAUCGUCUAACAAUAGUAUUUGCCGGUCAAGAAGUUUUACAUAAAAUUACAAAAUCUCCAAAUUACAAGAAGUAUCACAUAGUAGGGGUACUACCCACAACACUACAGGCAACUUUGUUUGUUUGUAGCAGUUUUGAUGCAGAUAUAUUUUGUUUUAACCCUGAAAAUAAAAACCACGUGAAGCGCAAUCGCAAGAUGUAUAAACAGUUGGUUGACAGAGGAUAUCAUUUUGAAUUACCAUAUGGCCCUGCAAUUGAAGAUACCACAAAGAGAAAGAAUAUUAUACAUACAGCUCAUCUUUACCACACAUUUAUAAAAUCUAAGAACAUAAUCUUAUCAAGUUCAGCGACGAGCCCCAUUUUCAUUAGGAAUCCAUAUGACAUCGUCAACUUAGGUCUAAUUUUUGGAUUAAACGAACAGCAAGCCAAAAAUGCCAUAAGUCACAAUGGACGUCAAGUGUAUCUAAAUGCAGUUGGCAGAAGACAUGGAAAAUCGGUAGUAUUUGUGACAAAUACAGAACAAAAAGAACAAGGAGAAUCAGAAAUCAUAGAAUUAGAUGAUACGAGGAAUAUUUCCGAGAGCGUUAUCUGUAUAACUGAAAGUGAUGAAGAUAUGGAAACCGAUCAACCAGCCCCGAAAAAAGUGAAACAAUAAAUUUUGUAAAAUUGUGUACGAAAUAAAAACUGAUUUGUUAUAUAA
Messenger RNA from Zophobas morio, 963 nucleotides. RefSeq names its product RNaseP protein p30 (gene Rpp30). Gene Ontology annotation, cellular component: nucleolar ribonuclease P complex. The record is from RefSeq and is a predicted model, not a curated record. Gene Ontology annotation, molecular function: RNA binding. Gene Ontology annotation, biological process: tRNA processing. The transcript is spliced from 7 exons. Bases 1 to 918 code for a protein of 305 amino acids. NCBI's taxonomy places the organism in Eukaryota, Metazoa, Arthropoda, Insecta, Coleoptera, Tenebrionidae.